Dromaius novaehollandiae (emu) is the source of this 4513-nucleotide messenger RNA. RefSeq names its product serine active site containing 1 (gene SERAC1). Bases 107 to 2077 code for a protein of 656 amino acids. Lineage: Eukaryota; Metazoa; Chordata; Aves; Casuariiformes; Dromaiidae. The transcript is spliced from 17 exons. The record is from RefSeq and is a predicted model, not a curated record.
UUGCCCUCGCCCCCGGAUUGGCCGAGCCGCGUGAAGUGUGCUGGCGUCACGGGAGCGCGUGGGCGCCGGUGCCGGGUGCGGGGAGGCGACGCGGAGGCGGGGCAGAAUGUCAGUGGCCGCUUACUGUAUAUUUUGCUGUAGAAAAGUAGGAACCUCUGGUCCAGCCACAAAAAGCCACCUACCCUGGAAUGAUAUCAGAAAAAUUGCAAAGCUAACUGGAUCACUUAUAUUAGGAGGUUUUGUAUUCAUCACAUAUGAAGUUCUGUCCUUAAAGAAGUUACUAAAAAUUGAUACUCAAGCUAUACAUCAAGAAAAACUUAAAUCUUAUAUAUAUGUACGUACAACUUCUCUGGAUCCAAGUGAAUAUCAAGGGAUCACGUACCAAGCCAGAAGAGAAAUCCAUAGAGCGGUAAGGAAAAUUCUAGAAACAGAAGCUAAAAUUCUCCGGAGACCUUUUAGUGAACACUUCAGCACAUUUGAUGGAGAAGAUCAUGAAUGUGCUUUAUGGCUCCUUUUAAAGAGAAGCCAGUCGGAAGACAAAGAGGUCCGACUGCAGGCUGUCCAAGACCUCGCAAAGAACAGUCAUUGGCAUGAUUAUCAAUACAGUACAGUUGCUCAAGCCUGUGAUCAAAGGACUGCUAUAGGUUUGGCUCGGUCCAAAGAUAUUGACCUUCGAUUUUUCCUGCCUCCACCACCAUUGCCAAAAAUAAAGGAUGAUUAUCCCAUAGAAGAUGAACUUCGUUUGUUGUUAGUAUCUUUACCUCAGACUGGUAUUGAUCCAUGUGUCCGGUACUUCACAUCUCUCGCAUUACGUGAAAGUAGUCAGACUCUUGCUGCAAAAAGGGGAGGCUUAUGGUGUUUUGGAGGAAAUGGACUUCCAUAUUGUGAGACGUUGAGUAAAAUUCCUUCUGAGACAGUAGAACUCUUCUGCUUGCAAGCAUUAGUGCAACAUUCUAAGGUGUCUUCUCACUGUGAUAAAAUUGAAGCAAAAGGAGGCUUGCAGCUACUACAGAGGAUAUACCAGCUACGUAAAGAUUCUGCAAAAAUACAAAGGAACAUAAUUCGCAUUAUCGGAAAUAUGGCUUUGGAUGAACGUCUUCAUUCAUCCAUAGUACGUGCAGGUUGGGUUUCUGUACUUGCUGAAGUAAUGAAAUCUCCGCAUGUUAUUCAGUCUUCUCAUGCAUCCAGAGCUUUGGCUAACCUGGACAGGGACACAGUGCAAGAAAAGUAUCCAGAUGGUGUUUAUGUUUUGCAUCCACAGUAUCGUAGCAGUCAGCCCAUCAAAGCAGACAUCCUUUUUGUUCAUGGUCUUUUGGGAGCAGCAUUUAAAACCUGGCGACAACAAGAUAUAGGCCAGCCUGUGGCUCAAAAGGCUUCAGAAAGGGAAGAGGACUAUAGCCAGUGCUGGCCAAAGACAUGGUUGGCGUCAGACUGUCCUGCCCUUAGAAUUAUAUCUGUGGAGUAUGACACCCAUCUGAGUGACUGGAAAGCAAAAUGUCCUGUUGAGGCUCAUAGAAAGUCUAUUGCUUAUAGGAGCAACGAGCUUCUUGACAAGCUCAGAGCUGCUGGCAUUGGAGAUAGACCUCUAGUAUGGGUCUCGCAUAGCAUGGGUGGUCUUCUCGUCAAAAAGAUGCUUGUGGAUGCUUCCAAGAAUCCAGAAAUGGAUAAAAUUGUAAACAACACCAGAGGAAUCAUAUUUUAUAGCGUACCUCACCAUGGUUCCCAGCUGGCUGAAUAUUCUAUAAAUGCCAGAUAUCUUCUCUUUCCAUCUGCGGAGGUUAAAGAACUCAGCAAGGAUUCUCCAGCCCUUAAAGAGCUGAACGAUGACUUUCUGUCUUUUGCCAAAGAAAAGAAAUUUCCAGUGCUGAGUUUUGCAGAAACCUUACCAACACACAUAGGCAGCAUGAUAAAACUGCACGUCGUACCUCUGGAAUCAGCAAAUUUGGGUAUUGGAGACCUUAUUCCAGUGGAUGUUAAUCAUCUAAAUAUUUGUAAGCCAAAGACGAAGGAUGCUUUCCUGUACCAACAUACGUUGAAGUUCAUUCAGGAGGUUUUAGUCAGAGAACUUGGCAAUUGAGUUUUUACAACACCACUGCUUAUUUCAUCCAUGUGAUGUAACACAGAAAAGUUCUUCCCCAACACUUGUUAAGAGGUCUGCAGAACUGCAAAGAUGUUAUGUGAACAGUAUCUGCUGCUAAGAUAAUUUUCAGUACACCUCCAACUCGGAGAACUCCACAUCUUAUUUCUGAAAUGCAUUCAAAAUAAGUACAGACUGAAACACAGUACUAUAACUUUGUAAAAAGAGAAAUAACGUUGGCUUCGAGUGACCAUGAUUUAUUGACAAAGUGUGCAUAAUUUCUCCAGCAAUUUGGCAGGGAAGGGAUGGGGAUUCAAUGGAACAGAAGCGUCACUUGGUAGUCUACAACUAUCCAUUUGGAGCAGCACCACUAGGCUAUGGAGGGUGCCCAGUGCACCUCCUUUUUAGCUAAGAGAUGUUUCUUUGAAGGUAGUUGUUUUCAUUAAGGUGAAUCUACAUCUGGGAUUAAAGUCUUACAGAGAGGAUUAGAAACAACUAACUGAGAUGAUUAUCUGUUGUGUCAAAGGGGGAAAGAAGCAUGUGGCCAUCCUAAAGCAUUGGUUUCUGCCCAUGCUAGGGAGUCUGACAGAAGCCUGGGGGAAUUUGUCCAAGUGACUGAAAAUAGGAUUUGGAUCGGUGGCCUAGAUAUGGGAGUUUUUGUAAUUUGCCCUUUUGUUGAACAGAUCCGGGCAGACUUGUUAGCAAAUGCAACAUGUUUUCUGCGUGAGGAGGUAGCAGCUUUGCUGAGUAGGAUGUCUUGUGUAAACAACUGUAGUUGUUUUAACCUGUUUGUAUAUAUUAAAAAAAAAAAAAAGGAAAAAAACCCCUUUCACGUUCUUGUAGAUUUCUGUUUUAAUGCUACCAACUUUUGAGAUUGCUUUCUUUGAGACAGUUUGAGUCUGGUCAGACUUGGUGCAGUUCUGCGCACUGUCACAUGGAAGAUACAGAACAGAGGCCUUGCUGUUAAUGUUCAGCUUCACUCUUGGGACAUACUGAGAAGAUGGUACACUUCAUUCUCCGGCUCAUGGUACUCAUUUAGAAGCUCUUUAGCUGAUUUAAAGAAUAGCAUUGAAAAUGCCCAAAUGGAAUAAGACAUCUGCAGGUCCUGACAAGAUGAUGCUUAGAGUGUGAAGCUCAGGGAGAAAAUAAGCAAAGCAGGAGAAAAUGCAGGUUUCACAAGGUCCCAUGAGAAAUGCAGAAGAUCCCAGGCAUUUUGGUUUCUUGAGGCCUAAGUGUACUUAUUCAUGUAGUAAAGAGGAAAAACAGCACUUUUGUCUUACGUAAGUUUUAUCAUUAUGUCUCUUUUUGCUAGAGGUCAUAAGGACACCUUAAUAAUAUUGAUGAGAAAUAAGUAUUCUUCAGAAAAAAAAUGGCAGUUUUCAGCCGUUUUUUUAAAGUCUUAAAUAAUUUGCAACAGUUCAGGGCAGCCUAGUUACAGUCUAAUUGUGGUCUCUUUCUUUCCACCUCCAGCUCUCUCUGAAGACAAAAAUAGGCUAUGGUUAGGCUGUACUCCCCUAGCUGACCAUUUCUCAAAUAAGGCUUUUAUUGAUGACAGGAAAGUCAGUAGAGAAGGCUUAAGAGGUCUCUUACCGUCGCUUAUGUGAGUUGGAUCUCGUAUUACUGGCCUCAAAAUUAUGGCUGUAAAAGCCACCAGACAAGUAGAAUGCACCUUGCGGUUCUGUGUGGGCUCAGUGCAGACGUCAGUGUUGGCUGCAGUCCUGCUGGCUCCUGAGGCUGCCUCAACUGUUCCCACCUUAGAGCACUCCAGUCCAGGAGGACACUAAGUCUGAAGAAGCACUUUUGGAAGUUCAGCUUCAACGUGCUGGACUUGCAUGGUAAAAUUCACAACCCACAGCAGUACAGAGAAUGUACAGCACUACACAUCAGAGAGCAUUUUUUUUUCUUCUAUAACCAAGAUAUAGGUAAGAAUAUUGGAUGCCACUAUUCCAGAUAGAAAAUGUAACAGAACCUUUAAAGGAGUUUAUCCUGUUUACACUGUGCUUAAACUUCAGAGUGUAAAUAUUUUAGAAUACUUUGUAUUCACGAAGAAGAGGGUAUGUGGAAUUCAGUUUGGAUAGACAAGACUUCCAGUAAUGGAAUGUAGUGUGACAAAGCCCAUAUUGACUUUAAUAGACUACUUUGGCUUAAAAGGAUUCAGAUCAAUGAUAUGACACUGUAAUCUUAUUCAGUAAAUGCUUCUAUGUUUUGUUGCUAUAACUGGAACUCUUGAGGCAACUUUCUCCUUUUUGUAACUGUAUGUUUACAUGUGUAGCUUUUAAAACUAAUAUUUUGAGUUGUAUGCAUUUUUUUUGUUUAGAAGAUAGUGCAUUUUUAAAAAUGUAUUAGAUAUGGUACAAAAUGCAGUAAAGGUGAAUGAUCUGCUAAAUGAAUGUACUUGAUCAUGUUCUCUUUCAUUAAAGACUUGUGGGAUUUUUA